Molecule: messenger RNA, 1776 nt
Organism: Caenorhabditis sp. 36 PRJEB53466
Lineage: Eukaryota; Metazoa; Nematoda; Chromadorea; Rhabditida; Rhabditidae
Source: the annotation of a GenBank genome assembly
AUGCAAGCACUUUCUCCGAAUGUGAUAUUGUAUUAUUAGUAGUAUUAUUAUGUCAUCCGCACGCACUUUUAUUGGCGCUUUUCCUGUAAAAAUGCCAAGAUUGAGCAAAGCGCUUUUUGAGGUCUACACUUUUGGCCCACUUGCAAUAAUCGGAUCGGACCUAAACUUUGCAGGCUUCUUGGACUAGCAUUGAAGUAUUUUGGUUCCAAGUCUCAGACCGAUCGGAGCAUCUGGUCCCGAAGAGACCAAGGUUUUCCCACAGCCAAUCGGUCUGAAACUUGGACCCAAUAUCCAAUACGCCUGCAAAGUUUGGGUCCGAUCGGAUCAUUGCAAACUGGCCAAAAGCCUGGGCCGUUCGGGCCAGACACAGAAUUAGAAUUAACUUUGUCAUUUUUCAGACCCCCUUCCAGAAGUGACGAAUCGUCUGAAACUGCUCUCCACCGAUUUGAAUCUCGAUCUUUCCGCCCUCUUUCUCGACGCAACCGACAUUUUGAAGGCGACGCGGACGUUCAGAAAGUGCGAAAAACCACGGACAUUCCGUUUGAAUAUCGAAAAUUGUGGUGCGGAGGACUUUUUCGCGAAUUCUCCCACAAUAGAUGGUUUCUGUUUUCCAGAAUUGGCCGCCGAAGACGACACAAAUCUGAAGGCGAUUUUCGACGAAUGUGUGGAGCUGAAAAUUGGAAAUACCACUUUUCAAAACGGAAUUUCCUCGUUGUUCGAUGUAAUUCUGACUGCUGUAAACUAUAUUUUUCCAGUUGUCUUUUGCUUUUUCUAGACGCCCAAACCGCAACUGUGCCGAUUGGAAAUGACGGUGCUCGAGAUGAAGAACGAGCAGAAUUUAUGCGAAAUUCUGGAGAAAUGUCCGAAUUUGACAACGCUGAAAAUGGCCGGAAUCGAGAUGAGUGACGUGGAGACGGCCGGGCUUUCGAAAAUUCCCGCCGUGAUUUGCGGUGAAUUUUUUAAAAACAAGUUUGAUUCUCCCAAACAACCGAGAAGAAAAAAUGGCAAACGUGGCCUAGAAAACUCCAUCGAAUCCUAGGCCAGGUUUGCCAAUUUGCGACGUUCAGCGCUUUUUCGAGCACGCCAUGCAAUACAGCUCAAAAAACGAGAAACGUACAUUUGAAAUUGACUGUCGCCGGCGGGGCCGUCUUUAAUUAAAUUGAUAUUUUUGCAGCGCUCUCUCACUUGAUCUCACUGGAUUUGAGCUACAAUUCCACGUGGAUGAACAAUGAAAUUUUGGCGGGAAUUCUCGGCGGAAUGGACAAUUUGGAAGAGUUGACGAUCAUUGAGACGAAGAGCGAUUUACAGUUUGAGGUGGGAGACUGUGAACGUUUUGUAGACAAAAGUCACCGAAUGUUUUGUAUUUGGAGCGCCUUUCUGUAGAAUAAUCGAUAAUUUUGGAAGCUUGCGACGUUUAAACCGUGUUGGAUUCUGGUAACUUGACUUGAGUCUAAUUAGACUAAAAAGUAGUGUUUGCAAUCGAGUUGUAGAAAUUUUGGAUUGUAACAAGAAAAGUUUAGAUUGCUAAGUCGAGUUGGCCGAGGAGAUUUACACGACAUUAUUGAAACAUUACUUCUUUUUUUUCAGUCCAACUGGCUGCCAUCGCUGCGCUCGUUGACCGCCCGCGGCUCGGAUCUUCGCUGGGAUUCCGUGUUCGGAAUGGUGUCGGUUUUGGAGAAGAUUCAAAAAAUCGAUAUUCGCUACGCACAAAUCGACCCGAUUCUUGUGGAAGAGCUCAAAGACGGAAUGCCGAACACGCUGAGAAUUUUGAUUUAA